CUAAACCCAUGUAACUAAACGAACAAUUGUCUUCCUUCCCUUGCCCCUUCCAUACGAUAAUAUGAUACGUCAUGUUCGCCAGCAUCCUGACGUGAGUUGUUGUCGUGGCUGUCCUGCACCAUAAGAAAUGGCGGUCUCUAGGCAACAGCUCGCCUUACUAUGUGCUCCAGAAGGCUGAAGGAAGGAAACAUAAGAUUGGAUAUCAGAUCAGAUCGUCAUGGGGGAUUGCGUAUCGGCUGAUCAGCGAACAAAACCCAAAACAGCCCAAGUGGAGUGGACCAGAAAAGCAAUGGCCAGAACUCCGCCAACACAACACUUGUUCUUUCCGUCUUUGUCUCUUUUCUAUCCAUCCCGUUUGAUAUAUAAAUGUUUCGCCCUUCUCCUUCUCCUUCAUCCAUACCCCUUUUCUCUUUGUUCUAACCUCCAGUCCCUUGGCUUUGUCUACUCCAGGGGUACACCGCAUAGCAUUCUAUCUUUCCAUCGUUCUCCCGACUUGGCGGUAACACGGCGUGACGAUCGGCAAGGGAACAAAAGAAAAAAAGGGGAAGAAGACAUCUACGUCACUUGUACUUCAUCAUCAGCAAUUGCGUUGCAUCUAAGGCUCGUGUCUAAGGUCUUGCCUAACCAAUCGACUCAAUUGAGGGAAAAUGAACGACCUCACUGAUCGUACUGAUCAAAUCACGCUCAAUGACUCGUCAAAGUGCCUAGAGUCAAAAAGCUCAGUGGACUUUGCACCUUUUGUUGCGUCUCACCUGGAGGUGAUUUACAGCUCGCUCAAAUCCUUGCCCGGGGUCGAUUUCCUCCGGGACAUCCAACAUGAGACUCCUAAGGACGACAGUAACAAUGGGGCUGUAGACCCCCUCGCUUCCUUAGCGGCGCUUCGGGAGUAUAUGGCCAGUUCUGCCUCUUCGGCAUCGGGACCUGUCAAGCAGCAGAACUAUUCAGCACCCAUUAGUGACUAUUUCAUCUCUUCGAGUCAUAACACUUACUUGACUGGGAACCAAUUGUACAGCGAUUCAGACGCGAGUGCUUAUACAAACGUCCUUCUGAAUGGAUGUAGAUGUGUCGAGAUCGACGUAUGGGAUGGCGAGCGAAGCUCCGAAUGCCCAUCUGCUGAUGACACAAGCAGUAGUAGUAGCGAUUCAAGCUCCGAGAGAAAGAUAAAGGACGGGUCAAAAAGGGAAAGGCUUAAGAGUAUGGCUAAACGACACGCCCGUUUGGGAUCCAUAUCAACCAAAGUUGGGGGUCUCCUAGGCCGCAAGUCGUCUCCUGAGGACGUGCCUCUCGACAACAGUGACCCAGUGGAUCCUGCGACUGAGGUCCCGCAACUCCCAGAGCCCAAGGUGCUUCAUGGCCACACGCUUACCAAAGAGACUACGUUUCGAGAUGUGUGUUAUGCCAUCCGGGAUAGUGCUUUUGUUACAAGUGAUCUACCGGUGAUUGUUAGUCUGGAAGUGCAUGCAUCUCUGGAACAACAACAGGCGAUGGUGGAGAUCAUGGAAGAGGCUUGGAAAGGGAUGCUGGUGGAAGUCACGCCCGAAAAGGAGGCGACUGAUCCUCUGCCCGCACCGGAAGAUCUAAAACGAAAGAUCCUGAUUAAAGUGAAAUACGUGGCACCGACGGGUCAAGACAAAAAGGAGGAAACGCCAGAAGGUAAUGGCGACGAGCUUGAGGCACUCAAGCAACACGCCAAUAAAGGUGACUCCAGUAGCACUGCCGACAAGCCAGCUGAUGUACCCCCAAAGAAGCCAUCAAAGAUCUUGGAAGCUCUCAGCAGACUGGCUAUAUUCACCAAAGGAUUCCACUUCAGUCACUUUGAACAACCAGAGGCCAAAGUACCCGGACACGUGUUUUCGCUAUCAGAAAAUGCGGCUAGAGCAGCGCAUGCGAAAGAUCCCGAAGCCCUGUUUGAACACAACCGCAAACAUUUCAUGCGGAUUUACCCAUACGGCCUACGAGUAAAUUCUUCGAAUCUCGACCCCAGCUUCUUUUGGCGCCGGGGCGCGCAGGUGGUGGCGUUGAACUGGCAGAACCUCGACAAAGGAAUGAUGCUUAAUAACGCUAUGUUUGCCGAUGAGCAAGGUUGGGUACUCAAACCGCAAGGAUAUCUAAGUUCCGAUGCACCCUUGACCAUUGUGCGUCGCCAGCUAGACCUUUCGAUAGAGUUUCUCGCCGGCCAGAACAUCCCCUUGCCUUCAGGAAACACCAACGAGAAGGGUUUUCACCCCUACGUGGUCUGCGACUUGCAUGUUGAGACGCCCGAGGACACCACUUCACCUCAAGUGGAAGACGAGGGCGAGUCAGAGACCGAAAACUACAAGCAAACGAUCAAAAGUGCCUCGGGAGCCAGUCCAAACUUUGAAGGCCAAAUGGUUCAGUUUCCGACUCUAUCUGGGCUAGUUGAAGAGCUAUCUUUUGUCCGAUUCAAAAUUAAAGACGAUGAAUUCGGACGAGACUCGACGGCUGCCUGGGCUUGUAUUAAAUUAGACCGCCUCCAAGAAGGCUACCGGCUAAUCCACCUGUACGACUGUUCAGGAGCAAAAACCGACGGCGUCCUGCUAGUUCGUAUUAUCAAACGGGUCACCUAGUUUGUUUGUGUUGGACGUUCUAAAGUCACCUGGGUGGUGAAAAAUAGAAUAAAUUUGAAAGGAGACACUG
Molecule: messenger RNA, 2658 nt
Organism: Aspergillus pseudonomiae
Lineage: Eukaryota; Fungi; Ascomycota; Eurotiomycetes; Eurotiales; Aspergillaceae
Product: putative phosphoinositide-specific phospholipase C
Exons: 4
Coding region: 648-2588 (646 amino acids)
Biological process (GO): phosphatidylinositol-mediated signaling; lipid metabolic process
Molecular function (GO): phosphatidylinositol-4,5-bisphosphate phospholipase C activity
Source: RefSeq, a predicted model, not a curated record